AGAUACCGUUCGCAAUCCCCGACGUGCAGUAGAGCCCGUGUUCUCCAGCGAAACACUGAAAUCUGUCCACACGAAAUAGUUUCUUGCAUAAUUCAAACGUAAAGUCGCAUUUGGCAGUUUACGCUUUUUUCAGCUAUCGAUCGAUCAAUCAUUUGCUCCUGUAAGCUUGUGUACUCCUAUCUUUUCUCACACAAAAUGGCACCUUCCAACAUAAAAAGACGAUAUUCGGAUUUACCGCAAUUCGAAUCAGUCGCCAGGAUUUCAAGUCUUCCUAUAGUAGAAAGCGGAAUACACAUUGCCAGUAAUAUGUACGGCAAGAUCAAGCGCUCAAACUCUAUAAUGAGCUGGAGUCUCGAUACAGCCGAGCAAUCAUUAGCAAUGGCUACAGCAUCAGCUAAACCUGCCAUAUUUGCAUUAAACGGUCCAAUAACUACUAUCGAUCAAUUACUCUGCAAGGGUAUUGAUAUGGUCGAGCAACGAGUACCAGCUGUACAUCUUCCGCCGCAGUUAAUCUAUUGGAGCACACGAGAUUAUGUGAACAACAAUUUCGUAAGGCCUGUCCUGAUGCGAGCCGGAAGCGUCAAGCUGAUAGGAAGUCACGCAGCGAAUGUUGCUGUUGAUAGAUUGGAUGGUGCUCUUACUGUAGCUGACCAAUAUGUUGAUCGUUAUUUACCGGCAGAUCCUGCAGACAAGAUUGUUGAAGGUAUGAAAUUUAUUAAAAUAAUCAUUAUUAAUUAUGACUUAAUGAAUUAUUUAAUUUAUAUAUCUAAAGAAAUAAAUCCCACGGAAGGAGUUAGUAACACGACGCGCACAAUCAAACACGGAGCACGAUUUUCAAGGAAAUUGCAAACAAGACUUACUCGCCGUACAUUGGCUGAAGCUAAAGCACUUAAAGAACAAGGAACGGAAUGCAUUCAUGUUCUGCUAUACGUGGUUGAGUUGCUUGCAACAGAUCCAAAACUUGCUGUGCAAAAGGCUAAAGAAUUGUGGGCUACGUUGAGUUUACCUGAGCCGGAGAAUCAGGCACCUCCUGAAAAUUUGGAGCAAUUUCUGGUUCUUCUCACUCGGGAGUCUGCUCGUCGUAUCGUACAUUUUGUCAAUGGAACUGCUGCUUUGGCUGCUAGAACACCACGUCGUCUUAGUAGACUUUUGAUUUCUGUUUCACAUCAAAUGUUGGGCAUUGCGGAUGCAGCUCUUCAGAUGGCAGCAGCCACUGGCAAACGUGUUACUUCUAAAACGCAACUUCCCGUUGUACGUGCUGCCAUCCAUAGGCUGAAUUCUACAACGAAUCUUCUACUGGAGCAAAUCGCGGCAUUUCUAGCAGGGCGUCCAAAGACUGAGAAAUCAUCGCAAGUGCAGAAUCGUCAACAGAAUCACAACAAUCACAUGACUAUCUCCACCAACGUUCCCCUCAAUGGAAUUAAGUAAUACCAAGCGAUUUUUAAAGUCUCCAAUCGUACUUUGAUGAUCACGGUUCCAUGGGAAUUGACGGCAGAGGAACUGCAUGUUUUGCAAAAUAAAUACUUUACUCGAUAAAUACAUAAGCUUUAGUAUAACAAUUAAUCUAGAGUUUCGUAUUCAUAAUUCUUUCAAACAUUAUAAUAUCACGUAGAACAGUAUAUUGGUGUAAUCUUUAUUGUUGACAGCAUAAAAAUGGCUGCUCUUACGACUUAGCUGUAAGUUCUUAAAUAAAAGAGGUUUUAGUUUCUAUUAAAUAUACAAAAUGUGUAAGCAUCAUUAUAAUCAUAAAUGAUAUCUCGUUCGGGUAAUCGGCGUACACUGGACUUUGGUCGAAAAUUGAAGAUUAGAAAGUAACUCAGUAUCUAUAAUAAUAGUCGAUACGUGAUCUAAGGAUGUACAUACAUACAUAUCAAAAGGGUCAUGAUCUUGAUCGAAGAAUAUUUCCUUAAUUUUUCUCGCUACAAAAUUAAUAAGCAAUGUAUUAAAAAACUAUUACAUGAAAUCCGUAAUAUACACACAUCAGAUAUAAAAUUA
Messenger RNA from Cephus cinctus (wheat stem sawfly), 1995 nucleotides. RefSeq names its product lipid storage droplets surface-binding protein 1 (gene Lsd-1). The record is from RefSeq and is a predicted model, not a curated record. The transcript is spliced from 8 exons. Bases 196 to 1428 code for a protein of 410 amino acids. Gene Ontology annotation, biological process: positive regulation of triglyceride storage; lipid storage. NCBI's taxonomy places the organism in Eukaryota, Metazoa, Arthropoda, Insecta, Hymenoptera, Cephidae. Gene Ontology annotation, cellular component: lipid droplet; cytosol.